CCACGAGUGUUGGACGGCUUCUACGGAGGCUCUGGUUCUGGGCUCCGGCACUUGCACCGAGAGAGGGCGGACCUCGUGCGUCGUGCAAUUCCCGGAGUCCAUUCAAGCUUCACUCCACUCCCUCGCAGCGUCGAGACCCGAUAACGCUCAGCUCUUUCUUUUUUAGCCCCGUGUCCAGCGUAUUCGAAUCUGAAGUCAAGCGCAAGCGAAGGUCGUUAACGAUCGGUAGACGAACUUUCACGCCUUAGAUCCGCGUUGUAGAGAUUGUCAAGUGUUGUGGGUGUUCACGCGAGAAAUCAAAAUUUGGCCUUUCGGAAUUUUGCUAUUGUUACUUGAUUUACAUUUGGGACUUUGGGAAAUUCACGUCAAUACCCGAGAAUCAAGUCCAGUUGGAACUCAAUGCUCUUCCAGCGUAUGAGAUGUCACCACUCUGGUUUCUGCUUUUCAAAUUAGGGUACAGCCAAUCUCGUGCGAUCAGUCUGCUCAGUGCUUGCGCAUUGUCUGUUUAGGACGUGGUGCCCACUUAUUGUUUGCAGCAUUGCCCGACUCAAAUUUCACGUUUCAUUUGCAGCAAGGCUUGCUUCAAAUGAAAUGUGAAGUCUGAGUCGAGGAUUCGGAUUCAGCGGCUUCUCAGUUAAAUAGCUAUCUGUUAUUCUUGGUUUAGCCUUUCCUCUGGUCUAAAUCUCAGCGACUGACCAAGGCUGAAAGAAUAGAGAAGAAUCUCUUAAUAUGGAGACCCAGUGACCAACUGGUGGAUCCAGUCUUAUUCAAUUCAGAGCGCAAGAUAUAUUGGGAGAUUUCGAGAUGAAAGACUUCAGACACAGCGCACUUGAGAUUGUAAGUCUCAGGGAUGAAUAUGAUUUUUGGAGCCGUGUUUCUGGAGAUAGCGCUGAAUCCCCGUUCAGGAAGGAGCUUGCACUCGAGGUUUUACAGGAGUUUGAACCUAUUUUGGUCCAGUUUGAGAAACUGGAGUCUUUAGACAUCGACGAGAUGAUGGAGCUGAUGGAGCUAACUCAGGACUUCCUGGACUCGCUCUGGAGAGUUUGUCGUCACUCGGACGAUGAGAAAGGGUUAGUCGCCGCAUACAGUAAGCAGGGGAUGACGUAUCUUCUACACGUGGUUGGGAAGGCUUUGUUUGAUGCUCUCUGUAAGAUGAUCUCCAAAGUGGACUUAUGGAUGGAUCCAUUUCUGAAGGUAGAGAUGAAAAUCACAGAAGGGUUGAGCUUAUCAAGGAAGUGGGAAGAAGUGAUCCUUGAACUAACAGGCUUGACCUGGACAAGUAGCCGAGAACAUAAAUGGGUCGGGGAUCCCUUUAAAGAUGCACUUAUGGCAACGUUGAGUUCUCGCCUACAAGAGAUACUCAAAAUUCGUGAAGUUCAUGCACGCCGUUCUAAGUUUUUCUCCGAAGACGAAGUAUCUUCUUCAGCAGGACAGCACAUGCUCAACUGCUUUUCCUCACUAGAUGCUUGUGAUUGCUCGGAUGCGGGCCAGAGAGCUUGGAAGACUGCUCUGUUCGAGUACGAGAAGACUAUGCAACCAACUGAAGCUAAAAUUGCCAUGACCUUGAGAGAAAUUUUUUACACUUCGUUGUUGCCUUCGUUGAAGGCAGCCGUUGGAAAGACUUUUGAAGAUCUUACAUGUAGGGCUCGACCACAUCAGAUCAUGGGGGAGAUUCGCAAAUACAAGGAGCUCUUUGGAUCUCCACUUGUGGCCAAGUCUCUUCACGAUGAAUGGGAGAUGAUCUUAGCACUGUUGCAAAAGCACACAGAGAACCUGAAGAUUCAAUUUGAUGAACACCUGGAUGGUCGAACACUCAAUAAUUCUGGAGGGCUGAUGUACCCGUAUUGCAAUUCGAGCAGUAUAGUUGGAAGCCUGUUUUGGCUUCUGCAGCACGAGUCUAAGGUGGAGGAGACCAAAGAAACUGUCUUGGCUGUACUCCCUGUAUUGAAGCCAGGUUCACCAAUUGAGAAUGAUAAUGAUCAGAGUGUUCUAGAAGAACUAAGGAAAUUGCAAGAAGAUUUGACCACACACAAGCAAGAGAAACUCAAGUUUUGGGAAACCAAUGUGCACGACAAGUUAAAUUGUUUGAAGUCGCAGUCAUGUGGAAGAUUGUUGAAAUUUGAUCCCUCUGAUGGUCACGUGGAGAUUACGUUCUGUGACGACUUUGUGGCGCUGAUCCGUGAAACUCGAGAACUGGCAACUCUCGGUUACAACAUCAAUGCUGAUCUAUUGAAGGCUGUGGAAGCAGCGCAAACAUUCCAAAAACAAGGAAUGCUCUUGAAACAAGUUGCCAAUUUUUACAAUGAAAUCUCGACGCUGAUGAUUCCAUGUCAGAAGCUGAUUAUGCUGCAAGAUGCUUUGCGUUUCGAAUCUAUUCUAAAAAAUCCUUGUGACACCUUGGGAAGACCUUUGCUUUGGAACAACACCUCUGCCGUACAGAGCUAUACAGCAAGACUUCAGGAGGUAUCCAGAAGUAUAUCCCAGAAAAAUCGACAGCUGCACAAGCAACAUAGCAAGUUGCUACAAAUUGUGAAGCGGUUGGUUACGUUGGAUCUUCAAAAUUAUCAUGAACAGUGGCUGAGUUGUGUGAAACAAAUGAACACUGUGUUUGAUGAGGCGGAAAGACAGGGAUUCACUAACCUGAAUGACUGGCGCCGCCAUUGGGAUGUUCAGAUUUGCAAAGCAUUGGAGUAUCAAUACAAUCUUGGCCUCAAACAGUUCAGUGCGAACCUUCCAGAGAUCAUCGUUAAAGUGGUAUUUCGUCAGAAGAGUCUGCAGUACGAACCCCCUCUCGAAGAGAUCAGGGCCAAUCACUACAAAGAGAUAAAGAAGUACUUGAGCUUGCCCAUGAGUAUUAGGGGAGUAUCGAAACAACCUGAUCUGUUUCAGCACCUGAUUAUGGAUACUUGUUCGUGUGAUGCAAUGAAAGUUCUCUAUGAGAGUACAGAAGAACUCAUCGCUAGACUCAUGGAAGAGGAGAAAAAGCUAGUUGACACGCUCGUAUUGGGUACAGUAGACUUGGAAGAUUGUGUCAAUUUCCAAGUUAAGGACCUUAAGGAGUGGGAACUCAACUUCAAAGCGUUGAAGUCUCGAACGAAAGAACUGGAGAGGUUUCCUUCAGAAAUCAGAAUCGGAUGCUAUAAACUCGUGACUGAGCCGGCUAAAGUUGCGCUCGAUGAGCAGUUGAGGAGACUGCAUAAAAUACUGUGCGAUUCUUUGAGGAAAAAAGCCAUGCAGGACAUGUCAGAAAUCGAGAGGUUUCUUGCUGAAGGAAACAAGGUUCUGGAAGGAGAAAUACGGUGUGUGGAGGACAUAGUGUCGAUGCAGCAAGCUGUGUCCGACCUUAUAGCUUCAACUCCAAAAAUGCUUGAAUUGCGCCGCAGCUGUGACCAGGAACUGUGCCUGCUGAGGCAAGUCACAGAACACCCAUUAAGCUCGACCGGCCGGACAUCCUCAAUCUCCGCCGAGAGACUCAGCUUCGCCAAUAAUUCCAACAAUUGGGAAACCUUCGUAAUUAAGCUCAGCCAUCACGAGAGCUACCUUUCUGAGGAAGGCGAACGCAUGAAACUGAAGUUGGAGAAAGAGCUACAAGGACUUCGCAAGAGGCUCGAAGAUUUUGCAAUUUUGUGGAAAGAGUGGAGAGCUAAAAUUGUGUGGAAAGGAAAUCUACCUGACACAAUUGCUAGCAUAAGGAAGAAAGAACACAAGCUACAGGAGAUUGAGGGAGUAGUUGAAAAAGCUACAGAAAAGACCAAAAAACUUGGGAUGGAAAUGCCUCAGUUCCCCAUUUUAUCACAUGUCAAACAGGACAUCAAAGCGGAAAUCUAUAAAUGGGAGAAAUUUGGAAUAUUUCUAGAGGAAAUGAAGCGGAUUAGAGAAGAGGAUUGGAAGUCGGCGAAGACUCAUUUGACGUCAUUGGAGGAUUUUGUCUUGAAGUGGGGAACGUUUCUUAGCAACAGUUCCUCCAAGACUGAAGUUGAAAUCAAAAGCGUCCAGGAGUUGGAGCUCUUCAAGAGAUGCUUAGCAAUAUUUCCCUACAUAACGGGUGAAGGAUGGGAUCACCAUCAUUGGCACAAGCUUUUUGUUCUUAUACAGCUCGAAUCUGCGGACUCUAGAAAUCUGCGAGUUGAAGACUUGAAGGUUGGAAAUCUCCUCGAUAGAGUUCAUAAACUAGUUCAACAUGCAGAUGCGAUCAAAGCUCUCAAUGCUCUUGCUGCUGGAGAGGCUAGUGUAAAGGAGGCCCUCCAUCAAACAGUAUUGUGGGGAUUACAGCGUUCAUUCGCGUUGGUGCAAUAUGAACUAACGAAAAGAGAUCUCCAGUCAAUUUUUCUUAUCAGGGAUUGGCAAGAACUACAAGUAGAGGUGGGAGAUCAGCAACUUUUGUUGAGAUCUUUGAAGGAUUCUCCUCACUCAUCAUCAUUCAAAGAUGAUCUAUUAAUAUGGGAAAGGCGACUUGCUGCUCUGCAGCAAUCAUUGCAGCAUUUCAAUAGUGUUCAGAGGAAGUGGAUAUAUCUCGAGCCUAUUUUUGCGAAAGGUGCCUUGCCCUUGGAACAGCCCAGGUUCAACAAAGUGGAUGAGGAGUUCAGGACAAUCAUGAGUUCAAUAACUGUCAACCCCGCUGUCACAAGUUUUAUGGAGAUACCGAGGCUGGAGGAAUCUUUGCUUCAGAUGGACUCCCAGCUUGACAUUUGUCAGCAAGCACUCUUUGCCUUCCUGGAAGAAAAAAGAUCAAGCUUCCCUCGGUUCUACUUCAUCGGAGAUGACGAUCUCCUGGAAAUUUUGGGACAGUCUGAGAGCCCUGCAAUUAUUCAGACUCAUCUUACAAAGAUAUUUUCAGGAGUGAAGACGGUAGAAUUUUCAGGAGACAUGCGAAGGAUAACGGCUGUAGAAAGUCCGGAAGGAGAAGUUAUCAAGCUCAGAUCGCCGGUUCCAAUUUUGGAGGAGGUUGAAACCUGGUUAAGUGAUAUGCAUUCGACAUUGAAGUCAACACUUCGUGAGAGCUUGCAAGAGAAGCUAAGAGGGGGCGACGACAGCAACAAUUAUCCUUGCCAGGUGAUAUCUCUGGCUGGUCAAAUAGAAUUUACAGCGAGAUGCGAAGAAGCACUUCGGAGUAGCAGACUUAUUGCGUUACAGGAGGACUUGAGACUUAAACUUCUGAACUUCACAGAAUCUAGAGGACCUGAUAGGAGGUUCAUGCUCACUUCGGGGAAAGCACUUGUGCUUGAUUUGAUCCAUUCGAUGGAUGUCGUGGAUCACCUUCUUCAAGAAAAUGCUUCUCAGCCCACAGACUGGACCUGGUCGCGCCAGUUACGAUUUUAUUCCUCAGAAAAUGGUGGCGCAACAGUGAAAAUGGCACGAGCUGAAUUUUCAUAUUCAUUUGAGUACUUGGGCCUUUUAUCCAGACUAGUGUACACGCCACUAUCUGAUACCUGCUACCUUGUGCUCACUCAAGGGCUGCGCUUAGGAUAUGGUGGUAACAUAUUUGGCCCAGCGGGCACUGGCAAGACUGAGAGUGUGAAGGCACUUGGACAUUACCUGGGCAGAAAGGUUUUGGUUUUCAAUUGUGACGGAGAUUUCGAUUUCAAAAGUAUGGGCCGAAUCUUCACUGGAAUUCUGAAGUCCGGUACAUGGGGAUGUUUCGAUGAGUUCAACAGACUCGAAGAAGAUGUUUUAUCAGCAGUCUCGCAACAGAUUCAAGUUAUUCAGGUGGCCCUUCGUGAUAAGGUCGAGACAAUUAAAUUUUUGGGAAACAUGGUCAAAGUAGACCAUGAUGCAGCUGUAUUUGUAACAAUGAACCCGAGAUCAAACAAAUAUACCGGGCGCUCAAAGCUUCCAGACAACCUCAAGUCUCUAUUUCGUUCUGUCACAAUGACCUAUCCGAACAUUGAGCUCAUUGCCGAGGUCAACCUCAUCUCAGAGGGUUUCAGAUAUGCAAAAGUUAUCGGUCAGAAACUGAUAGUCGUAUUUUCCUUUGCACAGGAGGUAUUAUCCUCUCAACAUCACUACGACUGGGGAUUGAGAGCAGUAAGGGUUGUGCUAAGCAUGGGUGGAAUUCUACUGGACAAGGAAUCAAAGAAUAAUGCACCAGUGUCUGAAGACGUGGAGAAGCGGUUGAUUGUCCACGCCCUUCUUACCACCACACUACCCAAGCUUAUAACAUCGGAUUGUGGCCGAUUUGAGCAGCUUGUGUUGGAUGUUUUUCAAGAUGUGGACAAAAUGUACAUGGUCGAUCAAAAUCUCGAACGAGCUAUUACAGAUGUGCUGAAGGCAAAGAAACUUCAGGUACUGGAAUCUCAAGUUCAGAAAAUCAUCCAGCUUCACCUAGCUUGCAAUCAGCGAAUAGGUGUUAGCCUCGUUGGACCAUCAGGAACUGGAAAGACUACUGUGUGGCGAGUACUCCAGGCUGCUCUGAGUACUUCAACAAAUCAAAACGUGAAAGUGCAUGUUCUUAAUCCCAAGGCACUUUCAAGACAUCAACUGCUUGGUCAUAUGGAUCUGGACACGCAAAUGUGGUUUGAUGGGGUGCUCACCUGUCUUGCCCGAAAGGUGGCUAAAGAGUCACCGCACCAAAAGUCCUGGAUUGUCUGCGAUGGAGAUGUUGACCCUGAAUGGAUUGAAGCUCUCAAUUCCGUUCUUGACGAUAACCGUGUACUCACGCUCCCGAGUGGGGAGCGCAUACAGUUCGGAUCCAAUGUGAACAUAAUUUUCGAGUGCGAAGAUCUGAGAUUCGCAUCACCAGCAACCGUCAGCAGAACAAGCAUGAUUAUCUUUUGCAGUGAUCUUAUUACCUCAUCCGUACUAGCUGCAAAGUGGUUAUCCUCUCUGGAGGAAGAUGUGAGGGAUGCAGCUAAGAGAUGGGUAGGCUCUUAUUUGGAGAAAGCCCUGGACUGGGUUACUACUCAUGAGUGCGCAAUUCGUACAUCAAAGGUCAGCAUAACGAAAAAUGUUCUCUCACAAUUGGAUGCUGUUACCACGGAGAACGAUUUUUUGCGUGGACUUGCAGUUGGAUUAGGAUCCCUCAUGGAGCCAGCUGUCCGGGCUGAUUUCUACUCAGCCCUCGGGGACUGGUCUGGAUACAGCGUCAAGGCCAGCUCAUGGGCAGAUCUUCCUGAACAUCCACGCUAUGUUGCGGAAACUACAUCACCUGAAGAAACCUCAUAUCUGUCAAUGAUUCCAGUCGAUAGCAUGGCACAAGCUGCAGUAUUGAUCUGGUUGUGGAUUGCCAAAUCCGAGCCUUUCAUACUGGUCGGACCCGAACAAUGUGGUAAAUUCACUUUGCUCACGUACUGUUUUAGCAAGUUGAAGUCCACAACGGUUUUGACUGUACAUUGUAGUGCACAAACAAGUGUUGAUGACAUCGUGGAAAGGCUCAAUCUGGCUUGCAACACCUCCUUAGUAGCGGACGGCACUAAAUUGUGUGUUCCAAAGGAUGGGAAGAAUCUGAUUCUUUUCUUCCGGGGCAUGAAUCUUCUUCAACUGGACAGAUUCAAGUCCAACCAGCUUAUUUCCUUUCUGCAGCAGCUCAUAUCGUAUAAUGGUUUCUAUGAUAAGCAGCUUGACUUUGUUCGGCUGGAAAUGAUUCAGGUAGUUGCAGCGAUUUGCCUUCCUACAUCGAAUGUGGGACACUAUGAACUGCCAAUGAGAUUCACAAGCAUUGUUCGACUGGCUUACAUGUCUUACCCGCCGCGUAGUGAACUUGAGAUGAUAUACGAAACCAUGCUCUCGAGAGUGCUUAAUAUAAUGAAACCCUGCGAUUCUGCGUGGAGUUUGUCUGCUGUUAAGGAUCUCACAGGUAAAAUACUACACAUUUUUGAGGAGUUGAAGGUCUUCAGACUCGAGAACUGUGAAAACAGAAACAAAUUUUCGCCACAUCAUCUAUCAACCUGGAUACAGGGUCUGAAACGCUACAAGCUCAAGGAAGUUAGUGUGUUAGAUGCGCUCUUCCAUGAGGCAGUUUGUGUGUUUCGGGACCAGCUCAGGACGUCGGAAGAAGUGCAAGUUUUUGAGAAGAUAAUGUCCGUUGAAUUCAAGGCUCAGAUGGAUGCAUACCAUUCUGGUCGAGUCUUCACAACUUGGUCGCCAGUCGAAAAGAAAGAUUGCACUUUCCAAAUUGACAGAGAAAAGCUCCUCACUCUCAUGAAAAUUGACGAAUUCCAGGAUUUAGUCGCAGAUUCACUGGCCACAUACCAACAUGACGUGAAGAACUUGACUAUUAUACUCUUUCCUGAGGUUCUGCAGAGGAUUGCUAAAAUGGAUCGAGCUCUGUCAUCGCCUGGUGGACCACUUUUAGUCCUUGGAAGUCACGGUGUUGGGCGACGUUCUUGCCUGUCUCUGGCUGCAUUCAUGCACUCAAUGGAGCUGUUUUCUCCUUCUGUUUCCCGGAGUUACAAUCUACGAUCUUUCCAGAUGGACAUUAAAUCCGUAGUUCAAACUGCUGGCAUCGAAGGCAGACCGAUUGUUUUCUUCUUGGAGGACUACCAGUUGGUAGACUUGUCAUUUCUACACAUUGUGGAUUCCCUUUUGUGCGUUGAGGGUAUUUCUGGUUUGUAUUCAACUGAUGAAUUACAGGUGGUCAUGGCACCGCUCCAGGAACUGAUGGCUCGCGACGGUUUCAAGCACCAAAAUCUGUUGUCCUUCUUUAUAUCCAGAGUUCAGACAAACCUUCAUAUCGUUUUGAGCUUGAAUACCAGACAUCCAGAUCAUGAAGCACGACUCCAGAAGUGUUCAGCCGUUGUCAGCAAGUGCACAAUAUUGCGUGUUGACAGCUGGUCUGAGAAAGGGAUGCUGGAGUUCCUUCAUUCUAGGUUACGAAUGGCCCCGGAACCUGAACUUGAUGGUGAACUAAACAAGAAUCUUGAACAAAUAAUGAUGGAUAUUCACAGAAGUGUUGUGAAAACUCAGGUUUCCGUGAGCUCUAGCCAGUUUGUUGCAUUCGUGGAAGAGUUCACAACUAUGUUUUCGAGAAAGAAAGCAGAUCUAACAUCUCAGAUGUUACAUUUACAGACGGGAUUGAGCAAGCUAGCAGUAGGUGCCUUGCAAGUGGAGCAGUUGUCUCAAGAGGCUGCUGUUCAGGAAAAGCUUUUGGUAGCCAAACAGAGACAGGCUGAGGAAUCACUCCAGAAGAUUACCCAGUCAAUGCAAUCAUUGACUGCAAACAAGGCAGAGGUAGAAAACCUUAAAUCGGGGCUUCAUAACGAGGAAGCUCAAUUACAGGCUCAGAAGGAAAGUGUGGAGGAUGAGUUAAGGAAGGUGCAACCCCAAGUGGAUGCUGCGAGAAAAGCUGUGGGCCAAAUCAAAAGCGACCAUUUGAAUGAAAUUCGGUCUUUGAAAAUACCACCAGACGCUAUAAGAGAUGUACUAGAAGGAGUACUCCGGAUAAUGGGAAACUACGACACAUCUUGGCUCAACAUGAAGAAAUUUCUCGCGUCACGAACGGUCAAGGAGGAGAUCAUGAAUUUUGACGCUCGCAAGGUCAAAAAAGAGCUUUGUAUAGAUGUUCAAAAGCUCAUCAGCAGGAAGUCUUCUUCAUUCGAUCAUGCUACGAUCUAUCACGUCAGCGUUGCUGCUGCCCCUCUAGCAGCUUGGGUGAAGGCAAACCUGCAGUACGCACUUGUAUUGGAUCAAAUCCGACCUUUACAAGAACACAUCAAAGAGCUGACUAAACCUCUGGAAGCUUCAAGGCGGCGUAUACAGCAGUGCGAGCAGGACCUGGAUGGGGUUGAUCUUAAUGUUGCAGCUUUGAAAGCGGAGUUUAGCACUCGCACAGGCGAGGCAGAAGCAUUAAAAUUAAAUCUUCAGAUUGCUACUUCAAAGGUUGCUUCCGCUAAGGAACUUCUAGCGAAACUUAGUGGCGAAAAACUUCGAUGGGAAAAUCACGUCACAGAACUGGAGAAAGAGAUUGCACAGCUUGGAUUCUCUUCUCUUAUGGCAGCAGCUUUCAUAAUAUACUUGGUUCCAGCUUCUGAGGACUAUCGUCAUACUAUGGUCUCACAGUGGCAAACCCUGUAUCAAGGCGGACUCGAAAUUAAGACUCCACGUGCAGCGUACCCAACGACGACAUCUAGAACUGAGUCUGAACCCUUUAGCUUCAGAAGGUUCAUGAGUACUGAAAGUGAGACACUUCUUUGGAAGACAGCAGGGCUUCCUUCGAAUGAAACGACUAUUGAAAGUGCAAUUGCGGUCAAUCACACCAAGAAGUGUCGAUUGAUCGUUGAUCCCUUGGGUCAAGCUGUCCAGUGGCUGAUAAGCUGCUUCGCAACACUGAACACUCCCUUCGAGGUCGUGGGGCAGAAAGAAACUCGUUUUACAACAGCCCUUCAACUUGCAGUGCGUUUUGGGAAAGCAUUGAUUGUUCAAGAUGUGGAUGAAAUUGAGCCCUUGAUGUUCCCUCUACUCAGGAACGAUCUUGAACGCCAGAAUUCCAAAUGGACUGUGAGAGUUGGUGGCAAAGUAGUCGACUUUGACGAGAACUUCCAACUUUAUCUUAUCACUCGACAAUCUCAUUUAACUGUUCCCCCUGACACCCUGUCUCUGUUCUUACAAGCAAACUUCACUGUCACCCAGCCUGGGCUAGAGAAACAGCUGCUAGCUCUCACUCUCCGCAAGGAACGACCGGAUCUCGAAGAGCAAAACAGCAAACUCAUCCAGUCGGAGGAGAAGCUUCGUCUGCAGCUUCUGGAUCUGGAGAAGAAGCUUUUGGAAGAGCUGUCAUCUUCAAAAGGAGAUAUUCUGGAGAAUCAAGUUCUCAUUGAUUCACUCAACGAGACAAAAAUAAAAAGCGCGAACAUCAGCAGAUCUUUGAAAGAUCUCGCUAGUUUGCAAGAGACUCUGAACGCAAAAAGUCGUGUUUUUGAACCUUACGCCAACUUGGGAAGUUUGAUUUUCUUUUUGCUUCAGGACUUGGUCAACCUCAGUCCCAUGUACUGCUUUGGCCUCAGUCUGUACUUCCAGCUCUUUGAAAGGGCACUGAUCUUGACGAGGGAAUCUCGAUCGAUCAGCCGUAAUACCACACCGAGAGGGCGACAUAGUGAAGAUGAAGAGGUGAGUUAUAUCCAGAGUAUGUCUAUGCAGUUGGUGGAGCUUAUGUAUUCCCACGUCUCCAGAUCGUUGUACAAAAAUGAUCGAUUGACAUUUGCAAUGCAUAUGGCUGUGAAUAUAACAUCCAAGGAGAAACCCACACGAGCUGAGCUGACAUAUUUUAUCCAACACCUGGCGACCAAUGAGAUGCUCGUAGACAUGACAUUGUUGGGUACAGAUAGGGGGGGAGUGCCCAGUUGGAUACCGACAUCACGGAUUAAAGCUUACAACUACUUCAAGACUCAUCUUCCUGGACUCUUGCACUCCCUCAACAUGCAGAGUGCUAGGACUUGGACGCCAUGGACACAGAGCAACGUCUGUGAAACUGAGUUUCCGAGUAUAGCAAUGAAUCUGACUUCGUUUCAAAGACUGCUGUUGAUUCAAGCACUUCGUCCGGAGAGACUGGAGCCUGCAAUGCAGUUGUAUGUAGUCUCGGCGUUGGGUCUGAAGACCUUCUUCAGUCCUCCUGUAGAACUGGGCAACUUAUUUUCAGAAGAGACGAUAGCAAGCGUCCCUGUUUUGUUGAUCACAGCACCAGGAGCAGAUCCAUCUCUUGAGCUGGAAGAAUUUGCUGUGCACAAGGUGGGCCAUUCAAAUUAUCACCAGCUGGCCAUGGGACAAGGUCAAGCCCAGGAAGCUCUGAAACUUCUGCAAGAAAGUGCCAAAGUUGGCUCUUGGGUCUGCCUGAAAAAUCUCCAUCUAGUUGUUUCAUGGUUACCGCAGCUGGAAAAGGAAAUACAUCGCUUGAAUCCUCACUCCAACUUCCGCUUGUGGCUCACAACAGAGCCUCAUGAACUGUUCCCACGGAGCCUUCUGGAGGCCACAUUGAAAAUCACAAUCGAGCCUCCCCCAGGGUUGAAAAAUAAGCUUAAAAAAGCUUACGAAGCGUCGAGUCCACAGUUGGCUUUGAGGAAUCCACUUGAGGAGCGCUUACUGUACCUGCUCACCAUAUUGCACGCAGUGGUUCAGGAACGCUGUGCCUUCGUCCCACAGGGAUGGACGAAGUUCUACGAGUUCAGCUUUGCAGACCUUCGAUUCGGUGCGGACUUACUUCGUCUCAUGCUUGACGAGCACCAAUCAGUGCUCUCACAGCCACACUUGCCGCAUUUCCGAGGCUUACUCACCGAUGUGAUCUAUGGUGGACGGGUCGACAACAAAGUUGACAAGGCAGUAUUGAAAGAAUACGUGAGCAGGUACUUUGCACACCGUGUGGUUGACAGCGGUGCUGAUUGCAGCCAGGUGCUGUCAAUCCUCACUGCUGCAACCGAGAUGAAUGUGAAUUCAAGACUUCCCUCGACUCGAGAUACUCCUUUGACAGAAGGCUAUGCAGACUAUGCAGAACACAUCUCAAGCACUGGAGAACUGAACUCACCUGCUGUUCUCGGGUUACCUCCCAACAUCAUCAGCUCCUUGCAGGAAAAGAGUGGUUGCAUGGUGAUAACACAGCUGAAGGCAAUGUCUACCGUCCGUCUGACAGCAGGUAAGGUGGACCAAAAGUCACACCUGAGAGUUCAUCUCUCUCCCUUACUACAGCUCUACAACAGCACCAUGCAACGUGCACUGCUGAGACUUGCUAGAAGCUUGGCAAGUAAGCACGACGGUCAUCGCAAGGACCCUCUGUUCCCCAUCUGCACGUUUUUAGUGCUGGAGUUGGAGACUGCGGAAAGCAUCCUGUUUGCUAUCCAAUUGGUUCUUGCUGCAAUAGUAGACGCCCUGAAACCAGGCACUCAACACAUGUCGCAACGAGUUUCGGAUGAUUGCCAGAGAUUAGUAUCCGGGCAUGUUCCGGAAUGCUGGACUAACAUCUGGGAAGGUCCUGAUGAGCCUUUGGAGUAUCUGAAGGCAGUACUGCAACGGGUAUCAGGAAUUAUCAGGUACGAUGAUUUAAGGUCUUCCAAUGGCCUGCAAGUGGAGGCUCUUGAUCCUUCGACAUUUUUCAACCCACGGGCGUUCCUCAGCGCAGUUUGUCAGCAAGCUGCGUGGAGGUUGCACACGACACUGGACAAACUGAAACUUGUCACUUUGUGGGAUCCAAGUCUUCUGUCCGGGUUCUCUGGCUUAACUCCCAUCACAACCUUGUUACAGAUUGAAGGGGCAACUUUUGAUGGGCAGAGUUUAUCCAAGACUGCUCUAGAGACUCCAACGUUGUCUAUCGUUCCCCGAUGCACAUUUGCUUGGGUGCACGCUGACACUCAGCCUUUUUACAACUCGUUCAUCUCCGUGCCAUUAUACGACAGCCUUGCAAGAUGUAAACUUGUUACAGAUGUCCAGGUCCCAUGCCUUGAGGAAGAGAAGCAGCAGUGGUUACUUGCAGGUAUUGCGUUCUUCUUGCCGCUCAUGAUAAAUACGUAGAUAGAAUUUGGGCAAAUUCAAGUUUGACCAGGUGAACCGAAUAGUCGACAUUCACUCCUGUCUUAUGUGUUGCAUCCAGCACUCUCCACUGGCAUAUCCAAAUUAGUGCCCUUCGAGACUCACACAUUCCAGUUUCAGUCCAGAAGUUCAAAAGAAGUUCAUUCAUUGAUGGACGGAGUUAAAUACUCAAACUUUGAUGCACUUCAAACUGAGCUGAGCUAAUUACCUCUUU
This is a messenger RNA of Marchantia polymorpha subsp. ruderalis, 13660 nucleotides long. The record is from the annotation of a GenBank genome assembly. Lineage: Eukaryota; Viridiplantae; Streptophyta; Marchantiopsida; Marchantiales; Marchantiaceae.